AUGCGACUUUCAGGGCCGACGCUGCUGCUCCUAGCGGUGGCCGGCGUAGUCCUCUUGGUUGGUGACGGCGACGCUGCUGGAUGCGACAAAGCAGCUGUAAAGUCUUUCAACGCUUCUGAGUACCUGGGCGUGUGGUACGAGAUCGCCAGGUUGGGACUGGCUCCCUUCGAGGCAGGCGCCCAGUGUGUCACGGCGGAGUACUCACUGGCUGGAGACAACAACGUGACUGUACACAACAGGAUGUACAACACGUCUGCGGGGGCCUUCAACGACAUCAUCGGCUGGGCCGAGUUUGAUGACCCUAAUUCCGGAGAGGCCAAACUCACGGUGCACUUCCCAGGUGUACCAGAGUUUGGUUUGUUUAUGUUGACAGUGACAGCUCCCUACUGGGUCCUGGACACAGACUACAAGAGCUACGCAAUCGUCUGGGCGUGCAGGGAGCCUGCAAACGAAACCUCCAACAUUACAGAGACCUCAUGGAUCCUGUCACGGAGUGCCCAGCUGACAGCAGAGCAGGAGGAGCAGGUGAAUGGCAAGCUGGAGGCCCUGGGUCUGCCGAGGAGCCGCUACACAGACACCCCACAGGACCUACAACAGUGCACUGUCAGAGUCAGCACGUGCGACAAGCCUGCAGUCUCCCAGUUUAACGCCUCUGAGUACCUGGGCGUGUGGUACGAGAUCGCCAGGUUCGGACUGGCUCCCUUCGAGGCAGGAGCCCAGUGUGUCACGGCGGAGUACUCACUGGCUGGAGACAACAACGUGACCGUACACAACAGGAUGUACAACACGUCUGCAGGGGCCUUCAACGACAUCACUGGCUGGGCCGAGUUUGAUGACCCCAACUCUGGAGAGGCCAAACUUACAGUGCACUUCCCAAACGUACCAGUGGCAGCUCCGUACUGGGUCUUGGACACAGACUACAAGAGCUACUCAAUUGUCUGGGCCUGCAGGGAACCUACAGAUGAAACUUCCAACAUUACGGAGACCUCAUGGAUCCUGUCACGGAAUUCCGAGCUGACAGCAGAGCAGGAGCAGCAGGUGAAUGACAAGCUGGAGGCCCUGGGUCUGCCUCGGAGCCGCUACACAGACACCCCACAGGACCCACAACAGUGCACUGUCAGAGUCAGCACGUGCGACAAGCCUGCAGUCUCCCAGUUUAACGCCUCUGAGUACCUGGGCGUGUGGUACGAGAUCGCCAGGUUCGGACUGGCUCCCUUCGAGGCAGGAGCCCAGUGUGUCACGGCGGAGUACUCACUGGCUGGAGACAACAACGUGACCGUACACAACAGGAUGUACAACACGUCUGCAGGGGCCUUCAACGACAUCACUGGCUGGGCCGAGUUUGAUGACCCCAACUCUGGAGAGGCCAAACUUACAGUGCACUUCCCAAACGUACCAGUGGCAGCUCCGUACUGGGUCUUGGACACAGACUACAAGAGCUACUCAAUUGUCUGGGCCUGCAGGGAACCUACAGAUGAAACUUCCAACAUUACGGAGACCUCAUGGAUCCUGUCACGGAAUUCCGAGCUGACAGCAGAGCAGGAGCAGCAGGUGAAUGACAAGCUGGAGGCCCUGGGUCUGCCUCGGAGCCGCUACACAGACACCCCACAGGACCCACAACAGUGCACUGUCAGAGUCAGCACGUGCGACAAGCCUGCAGUCUCCCAGUUUAACGCCUCUGAGUACCUGGGCGUGUGGUACGAGAUCGCCAGGUUCGGACUGGCUCCCUUCGAGGCAGGAGCCCAGUGUGUCACGGCGGAGUACUCACUGGCUGGAGACAACAACGUGACCGUACACAACAGGAUGUACAACACGUCUGCAGGGGCCUUCAACGACAUCACUGGCUGGGCCGAGUUUGAUGACCCCAACUCUGGAGAGGCCAAACUUACAGUGCACUUCCCAAACGUACCAGUGGCAGCUCCGUACUGGGUCUUGGACACAGACUACAAGAGCUACUCAAUUGUCUGGGCCUGCAGGGAACCUACAGAUGAAACUUCCAACAUUACGGAGACUUCAUGGAUCCUGUCACGGAAUUCCGAGCUGACAGCAGAGCAGGAGCAGCAGGUGAAUGACAAGCUGGAGGCCCUGGGUCUGCCUCGGAGCCGCUACACAGACACCCCACAGGACCCACAACAGUGCACUGUCAGAGUCAGCACGUGCGACAAGCCUGCAGUCUCCCAGUUUAACGCCUCUGAGUACCUGGGCGUGUGGUACGAGAUCGCCAGGUUCGGACUGGCUCCCUUCGAGGCAGGAGCCCAGUGUGUCACGGCGGAGUACUCACUGGCUGGAGACAACAACGUGACCAUACACAACAGGAUGUACAACACGUCUGCAGGGGCCUUCAACGACAUCACUGGCUGGGCCGAGUUUGAUGACCCCAACUCUGGAGAGGCCAAACUUACAGUGCACUUCCCAAACGUACCAGUGGCAGCUCCGUACUGGGUCUUGGACACAGACUACAAGAGCUACUCAAUUGUCUGGGCCUGCAGGGAACCUACAGAUGAAACUUCCAACAUUACGGAGACCUCAUGGAUCCUGUCACGGAAUUCCGAGCUGACAGCAGAGCAGGAGCAGCAGGUGAAUGACAAGCUGGAGGCCCUGGGUCUGCCUCGGAGCCGCUACACAGACACCCCACAGGACCCACAACAGUGCACUGUCAGAGUCAGCACGUGCGACAAGCCUGCAGUCUCCCAGUUUAACGCCUCUGAGUACCUGGGCGUGUGGUACGAGAUCGCCAGGUUCGGACUGGCUCCCUUCGAGGCAGGAGCCCAGUGUGUCACGGCGGAGUACUCACUGGCUGGAGACAACAACGUGACCGUACACAACAGGAUGUACAACACGUCUGCAGGGGCCUUCAACGACAUCACUGGCUGGGCCGAGUUUGAUGACCCCAACUCUGGAGAGGCCAAACUUACAGUGCACUUCCCAAACGUACCAGUGGCAGCUCCGUACUGGGUCUUGGACACAGACUACAAGAGCUACUCAAUUGUCUGGGCCUGCAGGGAACCUACAGAUGAAACUUCCAACAUUACGGAGACCUCAUGGAUCCUGUCACGGAAUUCCGAGCUGACAGCAGAGCAGGAGCAGCAGGUGAAUGACAAGCUGGAGGCCCUGGGUCUGCCUCGGAGCCGCUACACAGACACCCCACAGGACCCACAACAGUGCACUGUCAGAGUCAGCACGUGCGACAAGCCUGCAGUCUCCCAGUUUAACGCCUCUGAGUACCUGGGCGUGUGGUACGAGAUCGCCAGGUUCGGACUGGCUCCCUUCGAGGCAGGAGCCCAGUGUGUCACGGCGGAGUACUCACUGGCUGGAGACAACAACGUGACCGUACACAACAGGAUGUACAACACGUCUGCAGGGGCCUUCAACGACAUCACUGGCUGGGCCGAGUUUGAUGACCCCAACUCUGGAGAGGCCAAACUUACAGUGCACUUCCCAAACGUACCAGUGGCAGCUCCGUACUGGGUCUUGGACACAGACUACAAGAGCUACUCAAUUGUCUGGGCCUGCAGGGAACCUACAGAUGAAACUUCCAACAUUACGGAGACUUCAUGGAUCCUGUCACGGAAUUCCGAGCUGACAGCAGAGCAGGAGCAGCAGGUGAAUGACAAGCUGGAGGCCCUGGGUCUGCCUCGGAGCCGCUACACAGACACCCCACAGGACCCACAACAGUGCACUGUCAGAGUCAGCACGUGCGACAAGCCUGCAGUCUCCCAGUUUAACGCCUCUGAGUACCUGGGCGUGUGGUACGAGAUCGCCAGGUUCGGACUGGCUCCCUUCGAGGCAGGAGCCCAGUGUGUCACGGCGGAGUACUCACUGGCUGGAGACAACAACGUGACCGUACACAACAGGAUGUACAACACGUCUGCAGGGGCCUUCAACGACAUCAUCGGCUGGGCUGAGUUUGAUGACCCCAACUCUGGAGAGGCCAAACUUACAGUGCACUUCCCAGGCGUACCAGAGACCUCAUGGAUCCUAUCAAGGAAUUCCGAGCUGACAGCAGAGCAGGAGCAGCAGGUGAAUGACAAGCUGGAGGCCCUGGGUCUGCCUCGGAGCCGCUACACAGACACCCCACAGGACCCACAACAGUGCACUGUCAGAGUCAGCACGUGCGACAAGCCUGCAGUCUCCCAGUUUAACGCCUCUGAGUACCUGGGCGUGUGGUACGAGAUCGCCAGGUUCGGACUGGCUCCCUUCGAGGCAGGCGCCCAGUGCGUAACAGCGGAGUACUCACUGGCUGGAGACAACAACGUGACCGUACACAACAGGAUGUACAACACGUCUGCAGGGGCCUUCGACGACAUCAUCGGCUGGGCCGAGUUUGAUGACCCCAACUCCGGAGAGGCCAAACUUACAGUGCACUUCCCAGACGUACCAGUGGCAGCACCCUACUGGGUCCUGGACACAGACUACAAGAGCUACUCAAUCGUGUGGGCGUGCAGGGAGCCUACAAGUGAAACAUCUAACAUUACUGAGACCUCAUGGAUCCUGUCACGGAAUUCCGAGCUGACAGCAGAGCAGGAGCAGCAGGUGAAUGACAAGCUGGAGGCCCUGGGUCUGCCGAGGAGCCGCUACACAGACACCCCACAGGACCCACAACAGUGCACUGUCAGAGUCAGCACGUGCGACAAGCCUGCAGUCUCCCAGUUUAACGCCUCUGAGUACCUGGGCGUGUGGUACGAGAUCGCCAGGUUCGGACUGGCUCCCUUCGAGGCAGGCGCCCAGUGUGUCACGGCGGAGUACUCACUGGCUGGAGACAACAACGUGACCGUACACAACAGGAUGUACAACACGUCUGCAGGGGCCUUCGACGACAUCAUCGGCUGGGCCGAGUUUGAUGACCCCAACUCCGGAGAGGCCAAACUUACAGUGCACUUCCCAGACGUACCAGAGACCUCGUGGGUGCUCUCACGGACAAGCGAGAUGUCCGAGGAGCUGGUGCAGCAGGUGAACGCCAAGCUGGAGGAACUGGGCCUGCCCCGCAGCAGGUACACAGACACGCCUCAGGACCCUGCGGGCUGCAAAGUCGACAACGGCAGCAACGGCGACGGUGGCGCCGCUGCGCUGGGGCCUGCGAUCGCACUCAUGUUGGCCGCCGCCAUCGCACUGCUCUUCUCCCUGUGA
Molecule: messenger RNA, 5127 nt
Organism: Schistocerca piceifrons (Central American locust)
Lineage: Eukaryota; Metazoa; Arthropoda; Insecta; Orthoptera; Acrididae
Exons: 29
Coding region: 1-5127 (1708 amino acids)
Source: RefSeq, a predicted model, not a curated record